AUGCAGGACGUCUGGACUUCCCGCAAAUCUGAGGAGACCCAAGGCUACGCGGACCGCAACGAAUGGAAGAACUUCUUUUCUGCGAUCAAAGCUGUCUACAGUCCGCCGACAAAGGGCACUGAUCCUCUCCUCAGCGCCGACGGCAGUACUCUCCUGACUACAAAAACACAAAUUCAAUAGGGAUGGGCCGAGCAUUUCCGGGGCGUCCUUAACCGCCCCUCCGCCAUCUCCGACGCCGCCAUCGACCGCCUGCCGCAAGUGCAGACCAACGUGGACCUCGACCUUCCGCCAUCUCUCCAGGAAACCAUAAGGACCGUGCAGCAACUCUCUAGCGGGAACGCACCCGGAUCGGACGCGAUCCCUGAUGAGGUCUACAAGCACGGAGGCCCCCAACUCAUGGAUCACGUGACUACGCUCUUCCAGGAGAUGUGGCGUCAAGGCGAAGUCCCGCAAGACUUCAAAGACGCAACAAUCGUUCACCUAUACAAGCGAAAAGGGAAUCGUCAAGUCUGCGAUAAUCACCGUGGCAUCUCCUUGCUAAACAUCGCUGGGAAUAUCUUCACUCGCAUCCUUCUCAACCGCCUCAACAAUCAUCUGGAACAGGGCCUUCUGCCGGAAAGCCGGUGCGACUUCCGUCAUCAUCGUGGGACCACGGAUAUGAUCUUCGCCGCCCGCCAACUUCAGGAGAAAAGUCAGGAGAUGCGGAUCCACCUGUACUCUACCUUUGUGGACCUGACGAAAGCCUUUGACACGGUGAAUCGUGAAGGACUGUGGAUGAUCAUGCAAAACAUUCGGCCGUCCGGAGCGAUUCACUCAGAUGGUGCGUCAGCUGCACGACGGUAUGAUGGCGCGAGUCACGGACAACGAUGCUGUCUCAGAGGCAUUCUCAGUGACUAACGGAGUGAAGCAGGGAUGCGUGCUGGCACCGACCCUCUUCAGUCUCAUGUUCUCUGCCAUGCUGAUGGACGCCUACCGUGACGAACGGCCCGGGAUCCGCAUCGCCUACAGGACGGACGGCCACCUCCUCAACCUCAGGCGGAUGCACUUCCAAUCGCGCGUAUCCACAACCACCGUUCACGAACUCCUCUUCGCCGACGACUGCGCCCUGAACACCACCUCAGAGGAGGAGAUGCAACGGAGCACGGACCUGUUCUCCGCCGCCUGCGAGAAUUUCGGUCUGGUCAUCAACACGCAGAAGACGGUGGUGAUGCACCAACCGCCACCCAACACCACCACUACCCCCAAAGCGCCAUAA
Spirometra erinaceieuropaei is the source of this 1255-nucleotide messenger RNA. The record is from the annotation of a GenBank genome assembly. NCBI's taxonomy places the organism in Eukaryota, Metazoa, Platyhelminthes, Cestoda, Diphyllobothriidea, Diphyllobothriidae.